UUACUGAUAAAUUUUGCGACUAAAAAGGGAGGUGCCCUAACUGAGAGGUACAAAUAUCUUUUAAAUCUGGAAAUAGGCGCAUUUCAUUUUAAAAGCAUCAAAAUGAAAAUCAAAUAUUUUUUAACUUUUUUUGCCUGUCUUUUUCUACAAGCAAGUUCAGUCUAUUGCUAUUGCUCAGAAAGGACAGGCUUAAUUGAUACGAUUUCAGAUAUCUAUAGUGUGCUUGGCUCUACAAAGUACUUCAAAUGUUGGAAAGUGUUAAAUCCUGCAAAAAAUAUAAUACACUUUCAUCUCAAAGAACUAAAUACAAAGACUGAGCCUCAAACAGUGGCCAACUUAACAAUAAUGCUGAUAGAUGAAAAUAAAAAUUUUACUUUUUGGUCCGCCUCUUCCACUGGGAGAAUUACAACUUCGUCAUCAUCAGUAGAAAUUAGUUUUAGAGUGAAUGCUAUCAAAUUUCCAGACCAUUACAAAACAAAUUUCACUUUGUUUUAUACAAUGGAUGUUGUAAAAGACGUACGUUCAAGUACAAUUACUAAGUUAAAAAGUCGACUUUCACCAUUGCUGGACUGGCGAGGAAAUACGCUAAAAGCCGUAAAUGCUUUAUACCUAUCCGGAAAUGCAACAUACGAUGGAACAGAUUUGCGAGAAGAAUUGUUAAUCAGACGUGGAGAGUUUUUAGUUUCAAGAGCGCUCCAACGAGACGCUAUUUCCGAAAUAGAGUUGAGCUCCUACAUCAAUUUUCUGCGAGUCAGUUGUAAUUCCCCUCGGUAUUUUGCUUCUUAUGAUUUCAUACAGCAGUUGCUGGAUAAGUUGGAAACUUCCGGCAAUUUUACACAUCCCUCAGUCUACUUAGCUCUAUGCAACGCUAACGAAAGAUGGCCUCGAAAAGCAGUCAAAGAUCUCACAAAUGUUCUAACCAGUAAAGCUAAAUAUCUCUUUCUUAACGAAAUCCAAGCUUUUGCAUUAAUGGCUAUAUCUUGUAAAAUGAACCAAACAGAUUCGCUUACGUCGUCUGAAAUAUCUAGUAUACUUCCGAUUUACAAAACAAGUAUUGCCAACCUGAAGAAAGAACAAUUAAAGGAUGGCGGUUUUGGGGAUAUUCAUGACAGCGCUCUUGCUAUACAGACUUUAAUAUCCGCUGAUGGUAAUCUUCCUUACAACUGGAACUCAAGUGCUGCAAUCAGAAACAUAACAGAGCAACUGAAUUCAGCCAAAAUAGAUUUUCAAGCUGCCUACUUGUCGGUCUCAAUUUUAAACUGGAAAAGUCUGGCUGAUAUAUCCAAACGAAACUGUUCAGGAAACCCGAGGGACAAUGAUUUCAUGACUGACGUCACAGGAUCUAAUAUUGAAGUUCCAGACGAUCAAGUUCGAUAUUCCUUAUUUAUCGGAGAUAAGAAAGAACUUAUACGAACCAUAACAAUGAAUGUCACUGAUACUACAGCUUAUCAAGUGAUGCUAGGGGCAAAACAACAAAAUGUGAAAUUUACAUUCCAGACGAAAACUUUACCAGGUUCUAAGAAGAUGUACAUAGAAGAAAUCUCACAAAUUCGAAAUGAUCCCGAAAAUGGAAAGUUCUGGCUCUUAUAUUUGGGUUCUAACAGUAAUAGACCACUGGUUCCCUACUUUAACAUGGGUCCUGAUGAAGUUAAAGUGAAGCCUGGUGAUCAUCUAAUUAUGUGGUACAAGACGGCAGAGAUUUAAAUUCUGUAUCAAAAGUAAUACAGCAUAUCAUUGUGAAUAUCAUUCAUAAUAAAUAAAUAAAAAGCAUUAAAAAGAAA
Parasteatoda tepidariorum (common house spider) is the source of this 1781-nucleotide messenger RNA. RefSeq lists its product as uncharacterized. Gene Ontology annotation, biological process: cobalamin transport. The record is from RefSeq and is a predicted model, not a curated record. Gene Ontology annotation, molecular function: cobalamin binding. NCBI's taxonomy places the organism in Eukaryota, Metazoa, Arthropoda, Arachnida, Araneae, Theridiidae.